Molecule: messenger RNA, 1193 nt
Organism: Dermacentor albipictus
Lineage: Eukaryota; Metazoa; Arthropoda; Arachnida; Ixodida; Ixodidae
Source: RefSeq, a predicted model, not a curated record
UAAUCUUGCGAGGCGCAUGCGUUCUUCCAUGCGUGGACGGGAAAGUGCGGUACUGGCAUGUCUGCACAUGCGAGACGGUUUGCCUCCGAGUGCGGCCAAAACACGAUGUUGUUGCCCCUCGAGAAGGCACCGUGGCGCGCGCUUGUAGUUCGUGAAACGAGCAUCAGCAUGAUCAAAGCAAGGCAGUGGACAAGCAGUAAUGUACCCUAAACCUGCCACCCAUCUCCGUCGCGCGGAGAUCGCGAUAACAGCUCCGAUGGCGUUGGGCGUGGAGCGCUAACCACUGUCGAGAUCAGUGGUGUGGUCUCACACUCGGCACUGGCAAUUCGCGACGCGCGGCGGUAUAAGCGAGAUUGUGGUGUUGGCUGAAACGGAAGAGAACAGCGCGGCAUGCUGUCGUGUUUAAACUCAAUUAAACCGCCUGCGAAUGUGCUUUCCUUAGCCGCGAACAAGGCGCCCGCGCGAAAACGUGCCUCCUCCAGCAUCCUGGCGAACGGCGGCGGCGUGCGCACCGCCUGAGACGGCUGCGCUGGCGCUGGCCAAUCGGCGGGUGAGUUGGAGAGGAGAAGAGUAGUGCGGCGAAGCACGACGCGCGCGGCGCAGGGGUCAUUUUCACUCCGGCAGUCGACGACUUCGGACGCUCGCUCCGUUCGCCAUGGCCAGGACCAAGCAAACCGCCCGUAAGAGCACCGGUGGGAAGGCUCCACGUAAGCAGCUUGCUACCAAGGCUGCUCGCAAGAGUGCACCUGCCACAGGAGGGGUUAAGAAACCGCAUCGCUACAGGCCUGGGACCGUGGCCCUUCGUGAAAUUCGCCGCUACCAGAAGUCGACCGAACUUCUCAUCCGCAAGCUGCCGUUCCAGCGCUUGGUGAGGGAAAUCGCUCAGGAUUUCAAGACCGACCUCCGAUUCCAGAGUUCGGCUGUGAUGGCCCUUCAGGAGGCCAGCGAGGCCUACCUGGUCGGUCUCUUCGAGGACACCAACCUGUGCGCCAUCCACGCCAAGCGCGUUACCAUCAUGCCGAAGGACAUCCAGCUGGCCCGGCGCAUCCGUGGCGAGCGCGCCUAAGUUCGGCCGCUGUCUGCGCCGCAGCCUCGGUCGGUCAGGCAAGCAACACAAAACGGUCCUUCUCAGGACCACCUACAUGUUUGCUUCGGCCACGGGAGCACGCGAGACCACGUACUCCAACCGUACC